Penicillium canariense is the source of this 1650-nucleotide messenger RNA. Its product is annotated as WD40 repeat domain-containing protein. The coding region runs from base 1 to 1650 and encodes 549 amino acids. Gene Ontology annotation, cellular component: anaphase-promoting complex. The transcript has a single exon. Gene Ontology annotation, molecular function: anaphase-promoting complex binding; protein binding; ubiquitin ligase activator activity. NCBI's taxonomy places the organism in Eukaryota, Fungi, Ascomycota, Eurotiomycetes, Eurotiales, Aspergillaceae. The record is from RefSeq and is a predicted model, not a curated record. Gene Ontology annotation, biological process: positive regulation of ubiquitin protein ligase activity; anaphase-promoting complex-dependent catabolic process; positive regulation of anaphase-promoting complex-dependent catabolic process.
AUGCUUGCCAGACGAGAGGUGGUUCCGCCCAAGCCAUUUCGAAUUUUGGACGCACCCUUUCUACGGGACGACUUUUAUUGCUCGACUCUGGCAUACUCGUACACAGCAGGCGUUCUCGCUGUGGGUCUUGCCGAAUAUGUCUAUCUGUGGUCCGAAGGCUUCCCCGUAGAUCAUCCGCCCUUUGGAGAGAUUCAUCCAUCAAACUACGUGACGUCCCUUUCGUUUUCGUCGGAGGACGGAGGACGGAGCAUACUCGCCGUCGGCCGUCAGACCGGUCAAUUAACUCUCUGGGGUUUCUUCGAGGCUAAGGUACGCUUUGAGCUCAGCCAUGCCAACAGCAUCUCUUGUGUGUCAUUCAAACCCAAGACUUCGCGCCGGCCCUCGGAGAGAUAUACAAAUUUGAUAGUCGAUGCAGAAGACCUUGCUGUUGGAGAUGACGUGGGCAACCUCUGGUACUACUCGGUCGAGUGGCCGGAGAUGCACAGCAAGUGUAGUUGGACAGGCUCUAUGACAUUGCUUGCCAAAAUCUCCGCGCACUCGCAGCAAAUCUGCGGGCUGGCAUGGUCUCCCGAUGAGCGGUUCCUUGCAACUGGUGGUAACGAUAAUGCCUGUCUGCUGUUUGACCUACGUGAAAUCAUCCCUGUGUCGUUCAGCCCCAGGCCCGUCUCUCUUUUGUCAACCGAUGCUUCGUCGGGUAGUAUGAGCGUCCGCGCUCUACCGCGCCUCAAUCUGAGUACUACACCACGGCAAUAUCUCAGCAGGCACCAUCUCGUUAGCCAUCUUCUCCCAUCAUGGGUCCAACCGCCACCCAUCAGGCCUCCUAUCGCAGCCCCCCUUCUCAGCCACACGGGGACUCUCAUCUCGGGCAGUGGUAAAACUGUUAUCAUCCCUUCGAACCGCCAGAAGCACCGCUUACCGCAUGCCGCCGCUGUCAAAGCGAUCGCAUUUGCCCCGUGGCAACCAUCGCUGCUCGCGACAGGAGGAGGGACUAACGACCGCGCAAUUCACUUCUUCCACACCCGAACGGGUGUCUGCCUCGCGACCAUCAAUGUGUUUGCGCAAGUGACUAGUCUGAUCUGGAGCCAGACCCGGCGCGAAAUUGCCGCAACCUUUGGGUACGCCCAGCCCGACCACCCGUUCCGAAUCGCCGUCUUUGCCUGGCCCAGCUGUUCCCAGGUCACCGUCAUCCCCUGGGGGCCGUAUGGAACCAGCUGGGACGGACCUGAUCCUGAGCCCGGUUACGACAGUGGACGCGCGCUGUGGGCUGUGAGUUAUCCGGGACGAGCUCCCCGACCGCCGAGGACCAUGCCAGAUAGUUCCGACAUACUCACUCCGACUCCCUCCCGAAUGCCUACUCCUUCGACCACGCGCUCACAGUCGCCAGAGCACAGAAACGAUGCACCCCGCCGGCGCAAGAGAAGCCGCCGUGCUGUUCGGCCCAAAGAGAAAGAGGGCGGCAUGUGGUGCUCGCGCACUAUGGAAGAAGGAUGCAUCAUCGUCGCAUCGAGCGACCAGACCGUCAAGUUCCAUGAAGUCUGGGCAGGCCGACGCACGACUAUUGGGUCUGCGGCGUGCGGGCUGCUCGGUGGCAGCGAUAUUCUGGAGGGCAUGGAGGGAAUCGAGAAGUCCGGCGGGGAAGUCAUUCGCUAG